AUGCUCAAAUCUGUUAUUAACUUAACUGCCUUCGUGUCCGCGAGAAAUUCAUCGAGAAUGACGAGUGUACACAGUGCGUAUAAGGAGGAGGUGCAUGACGUGCCGAUGUCGGUCAUCAUCAGGCCAUUCAUACCAGAACUUACGGAAGAAAAAGUUGUCUCGCUUAUGGAAACGAUACAGAAAGAAGAAGAGGCAGGCAACGUACCUCCCAUAGAUAUCCUCUGGAUCAAGGGUUCAGAGGGAGGAGACUAUUACUACAGUUUCGGAGGCUGCCACAGGUACGCCGCCUACAAACGUCUGAACCGACCGACCAUUCCUGGCAAACUGAUCAAAUCCACCAUCACCGACCUUAGAACGUAUCUUGGAAGUAGUACACCAGACUUGAAGUAA
This is a messenger RNA of Spodoptera littoralis (African cotton leafworm), 390 nucleotides long. Lineage: Eukaryota; Metazoa; Arthropoda; Insecta; Lepidoptera; Noctuidae. The record is from the annotation of a GenBank genome assembly.